Messenger RNA from Botrytis fragariae, 1050 nucleotides. RefSeq lists its product as uncharacterized. NCBI's taxonomy places the organism in Eukaryota, Fungi, Ascomycota, Leotiomycetes, Helotiales, Sclerotiniaceae. Bases 1 to 1050 code for a protein of 349 amino acids. The record is from RefSeq and is a predicted model, not a curated record. The transcript is spliced from 6 exons.
AUGUCUGUAGAACCGUAUCACGGGCCAAUAAAUUUGCUUUCUACCAUCACACUCAUAUAUCGCGCAUUUACUAACUACUCUAUUGAUGCUGAUCAUAUUGGUUGGAACUUCAAGAGCGUGGAUGAUACCACCACAAUAGAAGCAACGAGUUUUCGAUCUUGGAACAGAGAACCUAGCAUCCUCAUACCAAACCACGAACCUCUGGUGAAUACUUAUUACAUCAUCACAAUUGAGUCGGCGAACUCUGUAGACGGAAAGCCUGGUAUAGCGACUCGUAAAGAGGGGGAGAAUACUACCUACAAUAUCGAUAAUCGAAGACAGAUUUGCACAAUUAGCUAUGCGUAUGUCACACCAAUGCAAACGGGGAUUCCAAACUCUGUAGAGGAAAAGACAAUCACCACCAAAACCCUUACACCUCGGGAACAAAUGUCCAGAUUUCCAUUACGAAAGACAUUCACUCUUACUUCUCUCAAAUUGAAGAAUUCCCGCGGUCCAGGACACUGGACUAAAAUCCUUGACGUCGUCAAGACUUUUCCGAAGUCAAUCAUUCACGAGCAAUUCCGUUUUAGUGAAAUACAAAUGGCUGCGAAGUUAUACCACGAAGGCAAGUACGGAUCUUCACAACUUCAGCUACGCCCAAAUCAUUUACCGUUCUUAGCACGUAUUCCUUCGAUGGGUCUCAAACAAUGGAUUUGCGCAUUUUGUGGGACAGAAUUUCAAAGUAAUAUCGUCGGCUAUGGGAGUGAAGGAUUGGCAUUUGUGGUUACGAGAUGGAUGGACUUAGGGAGAGAGUUGAACCAGGAUCCCGAUUGGGAUGGGAAUUUUGUUUUACAAGAGUUUCCUGAAAGGGGCUCGAUGCUUAUAAUGGAAGAUAACGGUCCCAUUUCAAGGUGGUGGGAAGAUACCGAAGGAGAAAGCAGAUAUGUUCCAACUUUGAGUAAGGCCCAGGAAAAGGUUCUGGGAUACCAACACGUAAGGGGACACAUGAUCCGGCUCCCGCGCUUUCUCACGAAGAGUCCUAGUCCCGGCCCACAGGAUUUUUCUCUGUGA